Messenger RNA from Uncinocarpus reesii 1704, 708 nucleotides. RefSeq lists its product as uncharacterized. Bases 1 to 708 code for a protein of 235 amino acids. The record is from RefSeq and is a predicted model, not a curated record. Gene Ontology annotation, cellular component: nucleus. Gene Ontology annotation, molecular function: RNA polymerase II cis-regulatory region sequence-specific DNA binding; DNA-binding transcription factor activity, RNA polymerase II-specific. Gene Ontology annotation, biological process: mitotic cell cycle; positive regulation of transcription by RNA polymerase II. NCBI's taxonomy places the organism in Eukaryota, Fungi, Ascomycota, Eurotiomycetes, Onygenales, Onygenaceae. The transcript has 4 exons.
AUGUCCUCACCCCCUACCUCCAAAAGGAUCAAAACCACUGUCCCCGCCAACCCUCCCCCUACGCACCCUUUAAGCCAGGCAGGACCUCCUUUCCCAGGUCCUGGCCAAUUUGAAGCGCCUCCCAUGGUGCCGGCUCCUCCACCCACGCAGGCACCACCACCACCACCAGCUGCUGCCCUGCAACAACCAGGAACUCUGCCUACUGUAAAUCCCCGGAAAAGACGUGCGUCAUUCCAACAAGCUGCGCCCAUGUCAACCAUGGCGCCUCCACAGCUAACUGCCCCUGUUGAAGGUGAAGGGAACCCACCAACCGCUGCCACAGCACCAGAGGCAGGAGGCAAAAAGAAAGGUCGAACCAACACCCCAUGGACUGCAGAAGAAGAACAAAGACUCAAGGCAAUGCGAGAUGCCGGUAACACUUGGAGCGAAAUUGCCAAGACUUUCCCGACAAGAACCGAGGGCAGUGUCAAGAAGCACUGGUACAAGGAUAUGCAUUACGCUGAAUUCGCGGAAGAUGAGGUGAGUCACGUCGCUCACAUGCCUAUGGAGCUUAUGGCAUUGACCAUCGCACAGUCGGCCGCCUUGAGGGAAGCCAUCAAAGAAUACGAAUCAAAUAAAUGGAAGGUUAUCGGCCAAAAAAUUGGAAAACCGGCAAAGGUACCAUCUCCUUCGAAACACAUGUCAAAACUUUUGGAUCCGUCGACAUGA